This is a messenger RNA of Ascoidea rubescens DSM 1968, 1387 nucleotides long. RefSeq names its product Cap1p (gene CAP1). The coding region runs from base 202 to 1299 and encodes 365 amino acids. Lineage: Eukaryota; Fungi; Ascomycota; Saccharomycetes; Ascoideales; Ascoideaceae. The record is from RefSeq and is a predicted model, not a curated record. The transcript has a single exon. Gene Ontology annotation, molecular function: actin filament binding. Gene Ontology annotation, cellular component: actin cortical patch; F-actin capping protein complex. Gene Ontology annotation, biological process: barbed-end actin filament capping; actin cytoskeleton organization.
AGAAUGGCUCCCACAGAAAAAAAAGACUCGACUGUAUCGACAAAGAAGAAAAAGCAGAAGAAGAAAACAUCCAAGAAGCAAAACCCCAAAUCCUCUCUUAAAACAGCAAAUGUCAAGCGGUUCCACAGCCGUGGAUCGUUAAAAAUAGAAGUAAGCAUAAGCCCCGCAUAAUUCUGACGUAGCAUGCAUCAAACACACGUGAUGCGCCUUAUUGCAGCGGUGGCAUUUCCUUCUCAGAAGCAGAGACAGCAGAAGCAGCAAAAGCAGCAGAGAAAGAGAAGCAACAACAGCAACAGAAGCACAAUUACCAUGGCUGACGAUUUCCAAAUCAUCUCGGACGACUUUAUCAACGACGCCCCUCCUGGUGAGACUGCCAACGUCGUCAACGACCUUGCUGCCAUUGUCGACAACAAAGACAUCACCUCCCAGCUCCACCAAUCGAUAUUGGCUUCCAUUCUCAGCAGCAGCUCAAUUAACUUCAAGAUCAUCUUCUACAGUGGCUCCAACUUGAUUUUAUCCAAGUUCAACUACGACGAGACCACAAACCAGUUUUUCGAUUACAACAUCAACAAGUCCUUCGACGUCAAUUUAAUCUCCAACAGAAUCCUAAAUGUUGACAAUAAUUUGAGCUCUACUUUGCCAUAUGACUUGAAAAAUCUAAACAAGUCACUAGCAAGCUACAUCAACCAACACUAUCCCUCUGUUGUUAAGAAAAAUAUGGCUUAUGCUAUCUUUCCCAUCGAUAAUGACCACAGUUACACUCAACUAUUCGACAAAGAAUUUAAUAACCAGUUCAGCAAAGAAUUUGAAAACACUCCAGUCCCUCGCAACAACACAAUCACCGAUGAUUUAACCGAUGGAAACGAUGAUGAAAGCAAUGAAAACGAUCUCAACAUCCACCAAGAUGCUGACCACUAUGAUAAGUUCAUCAUAAUAAUUCUCAAUAACAAAUUUAACCCAUCCAAUUUUUGGAAUGGAAGUUGGUCCUCUUACUACGUUUACUCAAAUUCAAUGCAAAAACUAUUCGGUAAAAUCUCAAUCGACAUUCAUUACUACGAAGAUGGCAAUGUCAGAUUAAAGACUUUCAAAACAUUGAACCAAUCAAAUGUCUCAAAGAUUAAUAUCAUCAACUCAAUCAAUGCCUUUGAAAAUAACUUUCAAAAUUUCUUGAGCCUAAAAUUCUUGAAGUUGAAUCAAAAUGGUUUUAAAUCUCUUAGAAGACAAUUGCCUGUAACCAGAAGCAAAAUUCAAUGGGGAAAGGGUUAUGCCUUGGGUAAAAGUGUUGUUAUUAACGAUUAAUCUAUAUACAACAAUUACAUAAUUAUAAAUAUAAUUCAUAAGUAUAAUUUAUAAAAUAUAAUAGAUCCACACCACUGGUCCCUUUUUC